Molecule: messenger RNA, 2058 nt
Organism: Necator americanus (New World hookworm)
Lineage: Eukaryota; Metazoa; Nematoda; Chromadorea; Rhabditida; Ancylostomatidae
Exons: 17
Coding region: 1-2058 (685 amino acids)
Biological process (GO): transmembrane transport
Cellular component (GO): membrane
Molecular function (GO): transmembrane transporter activity
Source: RefSeq, a predicted model, not a curated record
AUGGUCUCCGACAUGGGAAAAAAGGACGAAGAAAGUCCACCUCGAGGGCAUUCACUGCACUUCGCCGUUAACGAUGUUCCUGACCUGGGCAAUUUGAUUUUGUUUGGAUUUCAGCAAAUGAUGCUGUGCAUUUCCGGACUUCUUAUAGUCCCCUUCCUUCAAUCCAAUCUUGUGUGCGCUGGUUCUGCAACAAUUGAGCUGAGAGUUCGUCUGAUAGCAGCCUCGUUCUUUACGUCUGGAAUAGCCACAAUUCUGCAAACUACAUUUGGAAUGAGGUUGUGCAUUCUCCACGGGCCAUCAUUUUCGUUUCUUCCUCCGUUAUUCGCAUUUGCGGCUAUGCCACAAAAUCGUUGCUUAGCGAACUCUUCCACGUAUGUACCAGAGUCUGAAUGGAUGCCGAAGAUUCUGACGAUUCAAGGAAGCCUACUAAUAUCUUUACUCACAUUCAUAAUUAUGGGAGGAAGUGGUUUAGUUGGAGUCUUUGCCAAGUUGGUUGGACCCAUAACUGUUACACCGCUCCUGUUAAUGCUGACGCUUGGUGUAAUUCCAACACUGCAUGAGAAGAUGAGCUUACAUUGGAUUUCAGUGGUAGUUUUCUGCAUCCUCAUUGCGAUGGGCACCUUUCUUGAAAACGUUUGCGUACCAUUUCCUUAUUAUUCGUUUGCAAAACGUUCUGUGCGAAUAGCGAGGGUUCGCAUUUUUGGACAAUUUCCUUACCUGAUAUCAAUCACUGUGGCAUGGUUAAUAUGCUUUCUGCUCACUAUUACCGACUUAGAACCGGAAGAAGGAGAAGCGAGGACAGAUAAGAACAGCACAGUUGUAGUUUUACAACAGUCUCCAUAUUUCCAGAUACCUUAUCCUGGCUCUGAGGAAGGCGGUAACGCGGAAACAUUAGCUGUUAAUAAAGACCAAUAUUGGAUGCAUAUACUGCUAGAAAUACCAAGCACAAGACGCCUGUGGAAAUCAUCGUCCGAUGAUAACCAGCGCAACAGGAUUAGCGAUAAAAAAGUGGCAGCACAGCUCGAUAUUGCCAUGCCCAUAGCUGAAUCAAAAUUUUAUUCAGGGCAAUUUGGUUUCCCACAAUUUUCUCUCGGCCUCGCGCUGGGCUUUGUAGCAUCAUGUAUCGCUUGUUUAAUGGAAAGUAUUGGCGACUAUCAAACAUGUGCAAGGAUCUCUCAUCAACGUCAUCCUCCUUCUUCUUCUGUGAAUCGCGCAAUCAUUUUUGAAGGAAUCGGAAGCAUUUUGGCUGCUGUCAUGGGCCUUGGAACAGGUGUGACUACAUAUGCUGAAAAUAUCGCAUUGAUGCAUAUCACAAGGGUUGUGAGUCGCUCUACAAUGCAAGUGGCCGGUGUAUUGCUUAUUCUAGUUGGUAUUUUUACAAAAUGUGCUGCUCUCCUAGCUUCCAUACCAGAUGCUGUUGUUGGUGGUGUACUAGCAAUGGGCAUGACAAUGAUAACUGGAGUCGCCAUCAAUAAUCUGCAGAAUGUAGACCUACGAUUGUCCCGCAAUGUCACUAUUAUGGGUACAGCUAUACUUCUGGGUGCGGUGAUUCCAUACCAUUUCGAAAGAAAUCGUAUUCAUACAGGUAUUGACAGCAUCGACGACAGUUUGAACAUGUUGCUGAGCAUUCGUAUGCUUGUUUCUGGCCUCGUUGCUUUCCUGCUGGACAACACUGUUCCAGGAGCAACAAGGGAACAGAGAGGUUUUGCACCUAAAGAUGUAGACGACAAGAGUUCAGCCGAAGAUGAUGGUUACGCACUUCCACUUGUUAUACAAAAGUUCUUACUUCGCUACUCUCGACUCUCUAAGUUACCGUUCAUACCAUCGCAAAGAAGUCUUCGUGCCCUACCUGGGAAGAGGCCACCUGGACGAAAACGGAAGUUCUGGACUGAGGUGGUGAAAGAAUACCCGAUGACACUCGCCGAGGAUAGGCAGUUCAGAAUUGAUUCGCAGGAUAUGGAAACGAAUGAACUGAUUCCGUACAAGGUCUUGCAGAAGAUCGAAAGCUUGGGCAGAGCUAUGUUCAAGGACGGCACAGCUCGGCGAAGAUGCGGGUAA